CUUCAUUAAAUUCCAUGCCUCCUGUUUCUCUUUCUCCCUAUAAAAACGACCCUCCAAAACACCUUGAAGGCAACAAUCACCAACAUCGAGAACUUCCUUCAUCUCCAUUCUUUGCCUCUUUCUCUCCUUUUCUCUCCUUUUCACAUCUGAAAGAAGAAGAAAAAUCAAGUUCCUCUCUUCCAUAUAAUACAAAGAAACCAAAAUCAUGAGGUCUUCUGUUGGACUUGCAAAGCCAUGCACAGUCCCACCCACUAGAGACAUGACAUUGGAGUGCUGCACUCUCACUCAACCCAUAAAACUCAACAAAAAGUUCUUACAAAAUCAACCUCUAAAAAAUUGGGAAGGCCUGCUUGACCCGGUUCGCCAUGAAUCGGCGACUGCAUCCCGGCCGGUUAAACUAAGACGGAAAUGGAUGGAGUAUCAAGGUAUUCGAAACUGGGAAGGUUUGCUUGACCCUCUUGAUGAUAAUUUACGUGGAGAAAUUCUUCGGUAUGGACACUUUGUCGAUGCUGCAUAUAAGUCUUUUGACUUCGAUCCUUCAUCACCCACCUAUGCAACCUGCCGGUUCCCAAAGAGCACAUUGUUUGAACGGUCCGGUAAACCGGAUACUGGUUACCGGCUAACCAAACAUCUACGUGCAACAUCGGGAAUCCAAAUCCCACGUUGGAUUGAAAAGGCACCUAGUUGGGUGUUUACCCAGUCCAGUUGGAUUGGAUACGUAGCCGUUUCUCUAAACAAGGCAGAAAUUGCGAGGCUAGGACGCAGAGACGUGGUGAUUGCCUUUAGAGGUACUGCCACUUGCCUUGAAUGGCUGGAGAAUCUUAGAGCAACCCUGACUCAACUGCCAAAUUCAGAUUGUGGCAAAAAAGGCUCGGACGAUUCUGGACCCAUGGUAGAAAGCGGAUUUUUGAGCCUUUACACUUCAGGAACACCAAUGGGUCCUAGUUUACAAGAAAUGGUGCGUCAAGAGAUCAAAAGGCUACUCCAUACUUAUGGUGAUGAACCUCUUAGCUUAACCAUUACAGGACACAGUCUUGGAGCUGCACUUGCUACUCUUGCUGCUUAUGACAUCAAGACUACAUUCAACUGUGCGCCACUUGUGACUGUCAUUUCUUUCGGAGGUCCGCGUGUCGGUAACAGGAGUUUCAGACGACACCUGGAAAAACAAGGAACGAAAGUCCUGCGUAUUGUAAAUUCAGAUGAUGUAAUAACAAAAGUACCUGGAUUUGUAAUUGAUGGGGAGAACAAUGUGCCAAAUAAAGGAGACCUCAAUAUGGCAAGCUUGCCUAGUUGGAUCCAAAAAAAGGUAGAGGACACACAAUGGGUCUAUGCAGAAGUUGGCAGGGAGCUAAGACUUAGUAGCAAGGAUUCUCCAUAUCUCAAUAGCAUCAAUGUAGCAGCAUGUCAUGAUUUGAAGACUUACCUGCAUCUGGUGAAUGGAUUUGUAAGCUCCUCCUGUCCUUUUAGAGCAAAAGCAAAGCGUUUUUUUCUUAGCAACCACCGUAGAUAAAAUAAACAACGACGACGACAAUAAUAAUAAUAAAAGAACAAGAGGCCUAUGGAAGCUAGGGUUUAGGAUAUCCGUACAUAAAUUAAAUAAUACUUUGUUAUGGGCAGGUAGAAUGAAAUAUUCAUUUUUCCCCCAUGGUUGGCAUUACCCGCCAAACGCGGGGGUGGGCAUUGCCAUUCUUUGUUAACAGAAGUUGAAAAUUGAAUCACCAUUGAUUUUACUUCCCUGAAACUAAAAUGCAUAUUUCAUCAAGUUUCUUGCCUCCGUUUAAUCGGGCUUGGCGGAUCAUUUCUUCCCCUUUUCUUUCUCUUUAGUAUGUAUAUUACAGAAAAGACAAGAACGUAUUUUAUAUAAAAGAUAAGAAAAAACAUAAAAUAAAAUAUUCUUUAAAUAAAUAUUUACAUUUUUAAAACAUGAUGAAAACUUGUCCUCAAUAUCUGUCUUUUCAAUCUCAAAACAAUAACUAAAAACUACUAAUAAAUUUACAACCUUGUCAAUUCAUACUCGUCUUUAAAUGAUGAAUACACCUUCUUUUUUUUACUGCUAAGGAAAUUCGGUCCCACAGCAGUAAUCUAUACAGUCGAGAGCAAUUAGUUUAUAACUACCAAAUUACCCCUACAUCCAACAAUAUCUUGAAAAUUGCCCGUCAAAGACACCGACCCGGAGCUGCCCUACCAAAUGCAAGAGCCGUCCAUUCCGAUCACGCAGAACCGUUAAUGUGGAAAUUAGUGACAGUCCUUCACUAUACAAUAGCAUUAAUGGAAGUUCCUUCAAGUUUACCACUGUAAAGCUUAAAGAGUCAUUGUAUAAGUAUGUGCUUAAUUAUUUCCAACUAUAAUUGGACUGACGUAGAAGUUUGAUCAUUUCAUGUUUCUCGUUUCUGGGUAGGUCUGUGUGCAACACAAUUUGUCCUUGCUGACAAUCGAUCCUCUUCUCCAUAAUGUAAGAGGAUUCAAUCAAGUCUAGUUCUAUAUAUAAUCCAUUUUAGCA
Populus trichocarpa (black cottonwood) is the source of this 2500-nucleotide messenger RNA. Its product is annotated as phospholipase A(1) DAD1, chloroplastic. The transcript has a single exon. The record is from RefSeq and is a predicted model, not a curated record. Bases 206 to 1510 code for a protein of 434 amino acids. Lineage: Eukaryota; Viridiplantae; Streptophyta; Magnoliopsida; Malpighiales; Salicaceae. Gene Ontology annotation, biological process: lipid metabolic process. Gene Ontology annotation, molecular function: glycerophospholipase activity.